Molecule: messenger RNA, 1388 nt
Organism: Apis florea (little honeybee)
Lineage: Eukaryota; Metazoa; Arthropoda; Insecta; Hymenoptera; Apidae
Cellular component (GO): extracellular region
Molecular function (GO): chitin binding
Source: RefSeq, a predicted model, not a curated record
UCCUGUCAUCGGCGUGAAGUGGAAGGUCGUCGCUCGACUGACUUUCUAGAGGAUCCACCGUGAAGGGAGACGACUUAUCCGAGCAGAGCAGAGAUCGAGAAUGGCAGGGAGAGCGGAGAAGAAGAGAAGAGGUGGUCAAUGGUGUUCGACCAAACAAGCCGAACAAACGCGCCUUUCCCCAGUCUUUCGCGUCCCGAGGACCGGUUACCAUUGCCGAUCCGUUGUGUCACGGUGUUGUUCACGGUGUCGUCGUCCACCAGUGUGUUUCGUCCCUCGAGUUGUGGUCACCGUGUUUACACGCCGAGGAUGACACUGGUUCUCCCUCGCCGUGCGCUUCGAUCCUAGUCUUUGGAUUGCCGGUUCGUUUGUCGGAGUGUUUUUGGGGGGGUUGGAAGUGGGAUAGAAGGGAUCAUGCGGGCCCACGACAACCUGUGCUCCUCGCUGGGAUACGUCGUGUUCCUUCUGUUGCUCGUUGAGGGUGUACGAAAUACAGGAAGUGGCAAAGUGUCGAAGAGGGCGAGGCCGAUAGACCCUGAUGCCGAGGACAACCGCGACAACGAGGACUAUUAUUACGAGGACGUGGAUGAAAGAAACAAUCCUACGAACGAUGCACCGGUCGUUCCUCCAGGAUUCCUCAGUCCAUCAGUACGAGAGUAUCUCGAUCUUGGUAAAUCGAUACCAGGUCGAGCUGGCACCGAUUAUCCGGUGUUGGGCAAGGUGCCUUACACGAAUUUCUACUGCGACGACCAACCUUAUCCGGGCUUCUUCGCGGACGUGGAGACGAGGUGCCAGGCGUGGCAUUAUUGCGACAUAGACGGCCGCCAGGCAACGUUCCUCUGCCCGAACGGCACCCAAUUCAGCCAGGCGGUGUUCGUGUGCGAUUGGUGGUUCAACGUGAGGUGCGAGCUCAGCCCUAAACUGUACGCCAUCAACAGCAGAUUGUACGGCAGGCCCACGGAGAGCCCGACCAGGCCUCACCGCCUCAUCACCAAGGAGCUGCUCGAGAAUAUCUUCGUCAGACGGAAAUGAGGAUGGUUCGAGAUUUUGUGCUCUCUGGAUUCUUCCGGUUAUACGUGUCGUGGGCGAAUGAUAGUAAUGGAGACAGAUAGAAUUGCGUGGAAAGCGUAAGAUUAUCUGCCCGACGAAUGAUUUUUAAAAUAACCUUGACUUCUCAUCAUGAGACUUUCUGCGUGCGAUCUUCCUCCCGUGAUCUUCAAUCUUCACUCUGACCUUUUGCAAUAAUCUUCCAACGAUCGCUCGAUAUAAUAUACGUGUUUGGUUUGGUUUGAAGAUUUGCUAGAAGAGAUUAGUUAGAAGAUCGUUUCAACUGGAUUCAAGUAAGUCUGUUUCUAGUUCGACUUCGAUCAGUCAGACAGAAGUUGUUUUGU